Messenger RNA from Phytophthora nicotianae INRA-310, 1026 nucleotides. RefSeq lists its product as hypothetical. Gene Ontology annotation, molecular function: protein binding. Gene Ontology annotation, cellular component: nucleus. The record is from RefSeq and is a predicted model, not a curated record. Gene Ontology annotation, biological process: regulation of gene expression. The coding region runs from base 1 to 1026 and encodes 341 amino acids. NCBI's taxonomy places the organism in Eukaryota, Oomycota, Peronosporomycetes, Peronosporales, Peronosporaceae. The transcript is spliced from 9 exons.
AUGACGGGCGAGGACGAGGUGAUUGCGCUGCACGCAGCGUUGAAAGGCGAGAUGGAGAAGAAGCUUCAGUGGCUUCAAGAGCGAGGGGUUUCGCUGGGAUAUAAUGAGUAUAUUGCAGGUGAUUUGGCGGCGCUCCUGGAGUAUAUCGAGAAGAAAGAGAUCACGAGUAUUCGACUGGACGAGCUGAACAAGACGUGGAAUGCGUUCGGCGAAGAAACUGUUGAAGAGAUCAAGUCGUUGGUCGCAGGCGGUGCAGACAUCGACGCGAGGAACGAGGAUGGCUGGACCGCGCUCCAUUAUGCGGCACAAAACGGCAAUACGGAUGUUGUGUCGUUGCUGUUGGAUCGAGGCGCCGACGUGAAUGCUGUUGAGGAGGGUGGCUGGACCGCGCUCCAUUAUGGAGCAUCUAAUGGCAAUGCAGAUAUGGUAUCGUUGUUGUUGGAUGGAGGCGCCGACGUGAAUGCUGUUGAGAAGGAUGGCAGGACAGCGCUCCAUUAUGCGGCUGAAUACGGCAAUACGGAUGUGGUAUCAUUGUUGUUGUAUCGACGCGCCAACAUUGAUGCAGUUGAUAAGGAGAACCAUAGUCCGCUCAUCGGCAUGAUCUGGACAAUUUCGAAAGAGGAUCUAGAUGAAAAAAUUGCCGUUGCACGUUUACUCCUAUCAAGUGGAUCGAAUCCGAACUAUUUAUCUGUAUCGGUCGCCAAGGCGUCUCUGGAACAACACCGGAUGGGACUACUGGCGUGUGCGCAUCAUUGGCACGAUUGCUAUGAGAAGGGUAAACCAUUGACAAAGAUUCCGUCGGAAGUCAUUGAAGGCGGCGAGGACGCGGUCAGGACUUUUCUUGACGAUUUGGAGAAGACUUCUGUGGAUCAACUUGUCUAUCGGUCCAAGGUCUGUAUCGUCGGUCCAAGCACCUGGGGCAAGACAAGUCUUGUCAAGUCGAUGACUAAGAACGAGCCGUUGCCCGAGAAUAUUGAAGACCGAACCAUCGCAAUGAUGGAACGACGUCGAAACAGCACGAUGUGA